AUUUCGGAGCCACAAUGCCAUGGUUUCACCGGCCCACUGCGCUCCGUAGAGAGGGUGUACGGCUCAAUGAUUGGGGCAAAACCACGCUGACCGAUUUAUGUUCCAACCUACAUCGCUCAAGAGAGGCUCUGUUCCAAUCGUAAGUGAAAAGGCGUGCCUGUCCAAAAUAUUCAACGUAUAGUUAAAAAAUGGGAGGGCACACUUGAACUCGUUGAAGUCCUUUAUGAAGGUAGGCUGCAGCGUGUGUUUAUUGAUGAGAUGAAAGAAGAUGGAAGUGAGAAAUGAAAUAAAGUAAGGGAAAAUAUUAAACAAUUCGAAGCCUUGCCGGGGAAAAACCGGGGAAGCUGUGACUCGCUGUCGCCAUUGGAGAACAAGCUUAGGACAGCAGCGAUACGUCUGGAUUGGCUCACGAAGACACUGCCAGGACAUCAAAUGUGAUCUGUGAUGUCAUUGCAAGGUGGGGAGGUUUUGGAGGUGUCCCGUUUAAAUUGAAAGAAAAAGGCUCAGUGUCGUUAUCCUCGCCAGGUGAGCUAUUGAAAGGGUGGUAUUGAAGAGACCACUGUGGCAGAGCGACCUAUGAUAGAGGCAGCAGAGAGGACGGAAGGUAUUGCCUAGCACUGGUCUUCACUCAGCCACCUCCACCAGGAACCUGUAGCAGUGUGUCCCGUGCCUCAUCACCAGCCUCACACACAUCUUCCCAAUCAAGCGUCAUCUGACUGUGUGACAUCAGUUGCAAGGGGAUGACCGAGCGCAUUCAUAACAUCAAUCUCCACAACUUCAGCAAUUCUGUACUUGAGACCCUCAAUGAGCAGCGCAACCGCGGGCACUUCUGUGACGUGACUGUUCGGAUCCAUGGAAGCAUGCUGCGAGCCCACCGCUGCGUGCUGGCCGCUGGGAGCCCCUUCUUCCAGGACAAGCUGCUCCUGGGCUACAGUGACAUUGAGGUCCCCUCGGUGGUCUCGGUGCAGUCCAUCCAGAAGCUGAUAGACUUCAUGUACAGCGGGGUCCUGCGGGUGUCCCAAUCGGAGGCUCUCCAGAUCCUCACUGCUGCCAGCAUCCUGCAGAUCAAAACGGUCAUCGAUGAGUGCACCCGCAUCGUGUCCCAGAAUGUGGGCCUGGCUGGGCCAGGGGGGUUCCCUGUCAACCCGGGAGACUCUGGGCAGGAGACGCCCCGGGGCACACCUGAGUCAGGCACCUCUGGGCCCAGCAGCGAUGCGGAGUCAGUGUACAUGCAGGCCACGUCCCAGCAGAGCCUAGAGCGUGCGUACACAUCGCAUUACUCCUACUCCGGCCUUUCACUGCAGAAUGGAACCCGUGAGCGCUCCCACUACGUAACCAGUAUGACAACAAGCUACGACCCAGCCCUCGGCACGCAGAAGGACCAGCAUGACCAGGACCCGCCGUGGAUCACCCGCAUCCAUGAGAGAUCACAGCAGAUGGAACGCUUCCUAUCCACUCCUGAGACCACCCACUGCCGCAAGCAGCCCCGACCGGUACGCAUACAGACAGGAGGCGUUCACAUAAAGCAGGAGGCAGAGGACGAGUACAGCAGCUAUGGUAUGGAUGAGUGCACAGAAGACACAAACCACGUUGAGUGUGUGGAGAGUGAGCCGAAGGGUGAAAGCUUUGACUCGGGUGUAAGCUCCUCCAUCGGUACUGAGCCAGACUCCGUGGAUCAGCAGCAGUACCUGCUUGGCUUUGGGAGGGAAGGGGUUGGAGAGGGGCAACAGUGCGAGGGGACCCCAGUGCAGAUCGAUAUCAAUGACUCCUCCCCAGAGCAGAUGCAUGAGACGGAGGACAGGGGCACAUCCCACGGCACUAGCGACAGUAACAUGUUGCAGCCCCUGCCCAACCCAAUCAUGGCCCAGUCCCUGCCAAGUGCCCCACUCUAUAUGCGUCAGGCCGAAUCUCACACCAGCAACCUGAGGAUGCCGCUCACCAUGACCAGCAACACCCAGGUAAUGGGCACGGCCGGCAACUCCUACCUGCCCAACCUCUUUGCCACACAGUCGGCCAACAACAACAAGCCCUUCCUCUUCAGCCUGCCACAGUCCAUGGGAGGCCAGCAGCCCCAGUUUGUGGCCGUGCCGCCCCCUAGUAUGCCCCCAUUCCCUCAGCAGUUGAUGGUACAGCAGCAGGCAGCACGGGAACAGCAACAGGCAGCCCAGAUGGGACAGGGGGAGAAGAAGCCCUAUGAGUGCACUCUAUGCACUAAAACCUUUACUGCUAAACAGAACUAUGUCAAACACAUGUUUGUGCACACUGGUGAGAAACCACAUCAGUGCAGCAUCUGCUGGCGCUCGUUCUCCCUGAAGGAUUACCUAAUCAAACACAUGGUCACACACACAGGGGUGCGUGCCUACCAGUGCAGCAUCUGCAACAAACGCUUCACCCAAAAGAGCUCCCUCAACGUCCACAUGCGGCUGCACCGUGGAGAGAAGUCCUAUGAGUGCUACAUCUGCAAGAAGAAGUUCUCUCACAAGACCCUGCUGGAGAGACACAUGGCUCUGCACAGCACAGCGGGCGCCGUCACAGGGCUGUCGGGGGCAGUAGGCGCCGGUGGCCCCGUCUCCAUUCCCAUGGCCGUGCCCGAACCCGGCGCCGGAGUGGUGGCCAUCGCCAUGCCCGUCAGCGGAGGCGCCGGAAUAGGGGGUGGGGUCGGAACAGGAGUGGGUGUGGCUGCGGAGGCAAGCUGCCAAGAAGGGACCACCUACGUGUGCUCCGUCUGCCCUGCCAAGUUCGACCAAAUUGAGCACUUCAAUGACCACAUGCGAAUGCACGUCUCUGAUGGAUAAGUACAAAUAGAUGCACUUCUUUAAAAAAAAAAGAAAAAUGGCACUCGAUUUUUUUAUUUUGGGGCAUGAAGAGUAAUGAGUAUAGACACUGGCACAUUAAGUUUCCCAGAAAGGAGUUUUUUGUUGUUAUUCUAAAAGAAAAACAAGAUGGUGGCCUUAAGGCUUUUGUAGUUUGAUAUUGAUCCACUGGAUGGAUCCUUACUACAGGCCUCUAAAUGUAUGCUUUCCUAAAAUACUGAUUUAUGUGUUGAACACUACCGAAAGGCCUACGAAAGAAACACACACAUACACAAAUUCAAACUUACACACCUAUAUACAGUAUAGAUAUAUGUUUGUAUGAGUGUAUGUGUUUAUGUGUGUAUGUGUGUGCUUGUGCUUGUGUAUUUGUAUGUGUGUGUGACUGUUUGUGUGUGCGUGUGCAAACAUUGCCAUGGAAUUUCUAACAUGGUAAAUGUGAUCCCAUAUUGACCGUUUUGGGCACUAUAGGAGUCCAAGCUUACUGUGGUAUAAUUUUCAAAUAAACACAAAAAAAAUAUCUGGCUUGGGCUAAAGAUUCCCUCUUAAAAAAUAUUGUUGGUCACAAGUUUGCCUUCUUAUGUCGGAUAAGAGAAGGAGAGUAAUUCAUUUGACACUGGGUUUUUAUUUAUUAUUAUGGUAUCGAGGGAUUAAAAUGCAGCUGUUGUGGAGGUACAAGUUGAUUUGACUAAUUGUACUGAAAUGUAACUUCCUGUGAGUGGGUAUAGGAAUGGUUAUUUGGUUAAUGUUUUAUCGUCCAUGCGUUUUGAUGGUUCAGGUUAAGUUGACAAAAUUAGGGUUGUCGAUAAGGUCGUAUUUGAGCAACAACAAAAACAAAGUACGAUUGUUAGGAGUUUAUUUCGUUCGCGAACACUGCCACUAAUAUCUUAGAAGACUGUUAAGGCUCUAGCUUAUUAACAGAAGACAGAAGAAGGUUCUUCUUGACUUAAUCCCUUUCUAAAUGAUUGUUUAGUUCUAUGAAGAGGAUUUGACAUGUGCAGUUGUGGCAGGCUUGAGUAUGCCACCAGACUCAUCAUGAUUGCUGCUCCCACAACUUGCACCAGACUGUUAUCAGCUGUAGGUUACAACAUGAUUCUUCAUUAUUACUAUUAUCGUUCAAAUAAUUCCCCCCAAAAAUAUGUAUCUAUUAUUUGAUAAUAGAAUGAUUUACCAAGGAAGUUUAAGACAGCCGUCAAAUGGAUUACCGGUGAAUUGAGAAUGAUUCUGUGAACUUGCAUUGGAUAGAAAUAUCAUCCUAUGACCUAAAACUCUUGUCUGUUCUGUUCCUAAGGACAUGACCCCGCUAUUUGAGCAGGUGAAAAAAAUAAAAUGCACUACUCCUGAAAUCUUAGCUCCACCUGGUGGCCAAAAUGGCAUGUCAUGUCCGGACAUGACAUGCAGACAAGAGAGACACGAGGCAAAAUAAAGCAUGAUAACGUAUACCCGGGUCAAUAAUUAGCCUACUUCAUAAUAUACCACAACUUGCAGAUGGACUUUCCAGACAAUAAGAUACAUUCCUGUUUUCACCGGAUACCUAGACACAAGUGUGUACAGAAUAGAUUUGGGAGUAGGGAGCAGGGAUGCCGUUCAAGUGUCACGUCACUCAAAGGCUCUGCUCUGAUAUUUGUCUUGUUGUUCUUGCAUUUUAUCCAAAAUAAGACAGACACGUCUGCCUGCAACGGCAAUCUAACGUUUUUGCUCAUUUCUUUGAGUAGACACUUUUUUUUAGUUACAGUGAUGAGAUCGUAACUAACCACAAUUACAGUACAGUCUGAAAACAAUAUGUUGUAGAUAAAAACAAAGUGCUGCAUUGCAAAGUUUCUUCAAAUGCCUGUGCUUAAUAUUGAAUUGUUUUACUUAAGAAAUUAAAUUCUAUGAUUUUCAUUUUGUCAUUUUCUAAAGGAAAAAAAAUAUUUCUUAAAAGCUUGAUAAGAGGACUGCAUUAUUUUCUUGCAUAUAUGUUGCACUGCUUAAACCGAUAAGUGCACUACUGUUACCAGAGAUAUUUUAGUUUUAGAGAAUAAUAAUCAUUUUUUUAUCGAAUGUUUGGUUGUAGAAUUCACGUGUUAGAAUAGCUUUGUUCUAUUUUUUUGAUAAGGUAAUUCAACGUUUCUUGGCUUUUGUUAUCGCUUGCUAUUAUACGUAUUUACUUGUGCCGUGUUUGCGCAAGCGUUUAUUUUUAUUCAAAUCCGAACCAUCGUGUGAGCUUCUCUCUGUUUUUACCCUUUUAAUGUAUUCUUUUCAGGAGUUAAUCCCUUCUAACAGCAGUUAUCGCACUGCAUACAUUAGAACAGAUGCUGAAUUUUCAUACAAAAGCAUUCAUGCCAAAUGAUACCCCCCCCCCAAAAAACGAACGUUUUUUUAUAUAGUGUGCGUGGACAUAAAUGAUAUACAUAAAUCAUAGGUGUGUUUUACAAAUUUCUUUGGGAAUAAGAGGGCGGGUGGGAGAUUGUACGAAGCUUAUUUGCUAUUUGUAAAUUGUUUCGCGAGUGUGUGUCUCUUGUGUUUGUCUGUGUGAGUGUUUGUGUGUGUUGUAUAAUCACACUGUUGGUGUCCCAAGUGGAUGUGUAAUACCUGAACUGUAGGGCUUCCUUUGCAAUAUGCAGUGCAUGUACCAUGAGAAGCAGCUUUUGCUAACCCUCAUGGGCUAAUGAACACAUUUGUGAUGCACACUUAUGAAGACAUCUAUUGAUCAAAUAUUGAUACUGGUAAACACAUUGCCCCUAUUGGAAGAAGUAUAUGGCAUUUUGUGCCUAGUGCUUUAGUUACCCUCAUUCAGCUGGUUGCUAUUUGAAAAGGCAAGGUGUACCUGGUGAUACUCUUCUGCCAGCUUCACUGUGUUCUAUCUUUGUCUCUUUCAAAUGGGAAAAACAAGGAAGUGAUGAGGACUGUUAUUAACAUAGAUCACAAAGUUAGAAUAUCCUCAUAUCAGAAACAACAGACCUACUGCAUGCAUCAGAGAGGGGACUUCGUAUUAUGUUAUAGAGUUUCCAUCUGGUCACUGAAUAGCAUGUGGUUGUCAAGCGAAGGAGACAAUAUAGGAGACAACAUACUCUCCCCUACGUGUUUUGUGGAACAGUGAAUCUAUGUGUUUAAUUUGUCUCUAUACCCCAGCAUAUAUUCAUACAUAUCUGUUUUACCAUUUAGAAAUUAAAGCACGUUAUGUAUGUAGUCCCCCCCAUUUGAAGGUAUUAUAAGUAUUUGGACAAAUUCACUUAUAGUGUAUUACAUUUAGUCAAAAGUUUUGUAUUUGUUCCCAUAUUCCUAGCACACAAUGAGUACAUCAAGCUUGUAACUACAAACUUGUCGGAUGCAUUUGCAGUUUAUAUCGGCUGUGCUAUUAUGCUAUGCCCAAUAGAAAUGAAUGGUAAAUAAUGUGUAGUGUAUUUUGGAGUCACUUUCAUUGUAAAUUAGAAUAUCAUAUUUCUGAACAAUUAUACAUGAAGGUGGAUGCUACCAUGAUUAUGGGUAAUUAUGAAUGAAUUGUCAGUAAUGAUGUGUGAUAAAGUUACAGAGACAUAAAUAUCAUGCCCCCCCCCAAAUGGUAACCUCCCUGUUAUUGGUAAUGGUAAGAGGAUAGCAUGUUUUGGGGGAUCUUUGUGCAUCUGUAACUUGGUACAUUAACGUAAAAGUGUUCAGAAACAUAUUUUUUUCUUAUUUACAAUAAAAGUGCCUCCAAAAUGGCACAAUAAGUAUUCACUAGAAGUGAAUUUGUCCAAUACCUAUGACACCUUAAAAUGGGGGGACAAGAUACAUGAGGUGCUUUCGUUUCUAAACGGUAAAACAGAUAUGCACUGUAUGAAAAUACCUUCAAAUAAAAGGUGAUAUUCUGUACUGGCGCUUCAUAAGACAAUAUUAAACGUUUUAGCUUCAGUGUCCAAAUAAAUACGUAGGUGAGUGUAUGUGACUUGUGAUUGGCCAGCAGUUUGUUAUCCUCUGCUGCAGAGGUCUCUAGGGGGAACAUAAGCCUAUACAUGCUUCUACUCUAUAGCUUCAAUUGCUUACACUAAGACAAAGACCACUGAAUGGCUGCAUGCAAUGUUAAUUUGUCUCUAUUCUUGGAGGACUCUCUGUAUUCGUAGGUUUGAGGAGGCAAAGUACUUAACAGACGGCUACAGUAUGUAAGGAACUGCUGAGAUCUAUUUUGGUCACGUUAUUGCUCUGGCAUACAGUUGUUGUUGUUGGUGGUAGUGUUCAGGGCCGUAAACCAGGGCCUUAGUUUUAGUGAGGUCCGGACUGUUUUAAGAAAGUUGAAGCUCAUUUACUGCAUUUCGAUAUAUAUAUAUAUUUUUUUUUACUCUAAAAUGGUAUUUGGAGAACAGCAAACGUGACCCCAGCCAUGAUCACACUGGUCGCUGUAGGUCCAUUCACCUCAGUCCAUCUCCAAACACAUAGCCUACUAGCUAUACAAUUAGCCGCUACACAUGAACUCAGACCUGGGAUUAAAAACUAUAAUUGAAUACGUACAGAGGGAUAUGUUGGCAGAAAAAAAGUAUUUCAUUAAUGAAAAGUAAACAAAUUAGUUUGUUUUACAGAACAAUUGUUUUUGCAGUUUUACAGCUAAUUUCCUGCCAUUCUCCACAUUUUGCCAUGACUUAUUCCAUGUGAAUGAUAUCUGAGUGAGAGUGACUAACAAAAUCAGUUGGAAUCCCCCUGGAGUUCCCUGCUUGCCCAGUCGGUAAUUCAGCCACGAUUACUACAAGUUUAGAUAGCUGGCUAGACUAACUAGACUAAUUUACCAAUCUAAAAAUGUGUUACUGCCAUGGGCUAAUUGAGUGACUGUCCGUGAGUGACCUAUAACAACAGGAAAACUACUGAUGGACAACUAAGUUUUGAAAUGUCACCCUGUGUAUUCUACUAUUCUAACUCUCAACAGGAAGUUGAGACCCUGACGGAGUUCCAUCUUUAAAAAAUGUUUUAUUCAGACCUCUGUGUCCUGCUGUGUAGUUACAGCCCUGGUGGUUGUCUGCUCUGUGGAAUAAUAUAGAAAUGGUCAACCAGCUAGGCAGAGCAGUACAGUCACCAAAUUAGUCCCAGCAAACACAGUGUGUACCAUGCACCGUGAAGGCAAGUCCAACCUUCAGUUUCACAAAACAGAGUAAUGAAUGCACUCUAUGAUAGCCAUGGAGCCAUCACUUAUUUAUAAUGAAACCAAGACCAGACAAUAGUUGCUUCCAAAUGUAUUAUCAGUGAGAUAAUCUAGCGUUAUUUUGUGAUUAUAAAGAUUAUCAAGUGAUAUCAAGUGAUUCUUUUAACCACUUUGCAGUCUCUUACAGUCAGCCUAAAUGAUAUUUAUGUAAUACCGUGAAUCAAAUGCACUAUUGACUCUAGGUGUUUUUCUAAAGUGCGUCCUUUUCUCGAUGUCACAGGUUGUUUAAAAAGAUAAUAGCGAUGUAGAUGUUGGUUUUUGAGAUGCAGCGUUUUGAGAGUGGGUUUGGGCUAUAAAUCAUCCAUAUUAUCACACGGCUUAUGAGAGGUUUAAUGGAAAUAUGACAUGACAUUGACUGUACUGAGGUAUAGGCCUGUUGGUUACCCAUAGACGGUUGACCUCGCUCAUACGUGUGUUUUUAAGGCAAACUUGACUUACAAGCAGAAGUUUAGCAUUAGUAUCAUCUUAUGAUACUAUACAUUGACAUGACUUAAGAACUACCUAGGAUUUGUUUUCCAACAGCGCCAUUUUCCCCUCUCCCUGGCCUUACUUAUAACAGCUCUCUUUUUGUUUUAUUCACUUAUUGUACCAGUGGCUGAUGUCCCAUUUAUUGUGUUCAAUGAAUAGUCAGAAAGUUGUGAAAACAUGCAAUGCAACCCUGAUAUACACCCCUGUCAUAAUUGUCCAAUUUAUGUUUGUAAGAUUGCUAUAACAUAAUGUAUUUUUCAACUAUACAAUAUAUUCACAGGUAUAGAGUUACGUAGAAUUAAGCCUAUAGCUUUUCGUUUGGUGUUUUAACGGUCAUUUUCUUAUAUUUCACGUUUUUACUUCAGUGUAGAGACACAGGAUCAGUUUUGCAGUGUUUGAAUCAUCUGUGUGCUUAUGUGUUUCAGGGCUUUACUUUGCCCUUUUUUCUUGCAACCAUUGUGUACCGGUGUUUUUGUAAUUCGUUUUUAGUUAGUGGGCAGAGGAUAGACAGCCAUUGAAGACAUCACAGCUUGCCAGAAGCGCAUAUCUUCUGGGUGGACACAAACCUCUUUUCAAAUGAGAGAUUUUUGGGGGAAAAUAUAAGAACAAAAGUAGUGAUAUGCUUGAAUGCCACAGCACAUGUGAUGUAAUCGAUAUACACUCUUAGAAAAAAAGGUGCUAUGUAGAACCAAAAGGAUUCCGUCAGCUGUCCACAUGGAAGAACCAUUUGAAGAACCCUUUUUGGUUCCAGGUAGAACCCUAUUGGGUUGCAGGUAGAGCCCUUUCUACAGAGGGUUGUAUAUGCCUGGAACCAAAAAGAGUUCUACCUGAAGCGAAAAAGUGUUCUCCUAUGGGGACAGCCGAAGAACCCUUUUGGAACCCUUUUUUUUUCUGAGUGUAGUUCUAGUUCUAGCAGGCUUAGAAAUACUCAUGCUAUUUGUCUAACAGCUUACAUCAGUGUCCUCACAUUCAUUUCAUGCGCUUACAUAGUAUCUUGCAUAGUAACUCAGAUAGUAACGAACCGUUACCCUGACAGUAAACCUGCUGGCAUACAUUAUAUCUCAGAUCAAUUCCAACUACACGGUAUCAGUUGAAUCGAAUGGAUAUACAGUACAUACACCUCUUCAUCAACAACACGUAUAAUAUAAACUUUUUGAGAUACAGACAGAACUGCAGCUAAAUGAAUGUGCUUUGAGGGAUAUAAGGAGUGUGCCUAUCUAUCAAGUGCCUAUUUGUACAGUACUAUACGAAAUCUUCAUAAAGUAGUUUUGCUCUCCUGCAGUACAUUUUCCAAAUAUAUACAGUAUAUACACAUGAUAAUCUAUACACAAAUGAUAACAAUAUUUAUACUACUAUAACAACAAUGUUGGUCAUAGUCAUAACACAGUGCAUCCUAAGAAAGCCUUUUCAAAUAUCUUUAUCCGCCUCAAAUCUUCUAUUUAUAUAAUGAUAGAUUUGUGUUUUUAUUUCCUGCUGUCAUACAUAGCUUUGUAACUAGUACAUAAGAGAGAACAGCUAUGAUAAACAACAGGAGUUCAUUUACUGUAAUACAGUAAGACUCAUAGCCCACCCAACUCUUCUUCAUUAAAACAAUGAGUAAGCAUAUACAAUAAUAUGAUAUAGUAGCUGGUCCCUGUCUUCAUAUUUUCCGUUACACACACACACACAGAAAUGUUUUGUAAUCUCAAAGAGUUUGCCCAGGUUUGUAAGCACACCUAAAUUGUCAUGACUUUUGGCUUAUCAGCUUUAGCUAUCAUUCUUCUUCCAUACUGAACAUCCAUAAUUACAUUUUUUAUUUUUUUUGCUCUUCUAAAAAACAAAAUAGUAAUCACUAAAACCCUUUUCACAUUUUGUUUUGAUGCAAAUUGCCUACCACAGUCAAAUGUUGUCCUUAGACACAGCCUAGCUGUUCUCUCAGAAUUCAGUGAUUACGAUCUCAUGUGAUACUCCAGUCAGUUGAGCACAUACCGUUUGUUUGUUCCCUGCUCGUGGUUCAUAUUGAUGGAUUGCAUGUAUACUCGUGUCUUGGUGCUGGUUCGGGCGAUGAUAGGCAGUCGAAAUCUGUUUCUGACCUAGCAAUCAAUUAUGCUUCUCUGUCCCUGCACAUAGCUACAUGUGCACCUACAUUUCUGUGCAUGAUCAGUGACACAGAUGCAGUACUAUGUUUGAUUCAGCUACUCCAGUCUACAACACCACAGCAAUACCAGUUAGAAGUGCAAACAAGUUUUACGUGAAGAGUAGCAAGCCUUUGUCCGAGUGUUGACUGUAAUUAAGUGUCCUUAUAAACCAGAAUCAGACAGCUGUCCCAUUAUUAGCCUCUCUUCAGCGUUCUUCUCUUCACUAUCAUUGUAUUAGAGUGUUACUCUCUGGAAUAUGAUUUGGAGAUAAAUCGCCAUCUUUCUUUUUUUUGUGUAUCUCUAACUUCAAUUGAUAGGAAAACUUCAUGUUAUAUAUUAUCCGAACCCAAUACCCGCCGCAUAUUUGAAAUAUUGACAUUCCUGUAUUGUCCAGAACAUUCCUAACGAGUCUGGCAUCACAUUACGUGACUAUGUUGUAACAGAUGACGUGACCCCCAACAGCCUUACUAGGACACCAGAUCAUUUACUUUCUUUUCACUAUUUGCUGGUCUGCUGGUUAUUCUGUCCUGGGACAUUUUCCCCUCUAAGUUGGUUGGUCAAAUUUAGAUGAUUACAGGUCAGUCUCAGAAAAGCACUGCUUAGCAUCUCUUGCAUUGAUGAUUCCAUCGUUGUAUUUGCUAUAGCUUCUAAAUCUAGGGCAGAAUAUGCCCCUGCGUACACGACAAUACAAUGGUCUGCUUGCUACCAUGGCGUGCUCUCCUGGACCAUGGCGUGCUCUGGUGCCUAUCUGAUUGGGUUUCAUAUGCAAUAUCUCACCCCCCCCUCGGUAAAUGUUGUCUUUUAGUUAUAGAGAAUACUGAGUCAUCCAGAAGCUGUGGCGUUUGAAAGGUGCUGAAUAAAAGAGCCUCAACAGUAGCUUGCUUAGCACCUUUGGAUGUCUUGGGGCUUUCGGCAGGUCCCUUGAACUUCUCACAUGUCCAAAAGAUAGUUUAUGUCAAUGGUGAGAUUAAGCAACAUGCACUGCACUGUGUUACCCAUAUGUUUUUCUAAGUUGGUCCCUCUUUCACCUAAUAGGUUCGGUUAACACUUUUCUGUCCACUUUCGGCUGUGUUCCCCUUCCCCCCCACACUUGUGGUCUCAAUCAGCAUGCAAUCAUAUAUAAUUAGUUUGAACAUGCAGAACUUCCAUGACAAUACGUUGCUUUGUGUUGUUGUUGAAGGUGCCGGUAGUUGUCAUUAUUUUUGUCUGUUGUGAUAUGGAUCCAAGAAAACCAUUAGGGGGUUAUUGAACAUGUUGGAUGACAUGUUUUUUGUUGUUGUUGCCGUAAACACCAAAGAAUCAUAAGAAUAUCACAGUGUCUUGAGUUUCAAGCAGAAAGAACAUAAUCUGUUGUGUAAGCGAUAACAAAGACUACCAAGAUGUACAUUUGUACGCGUUCAGAUCUGGCUACAUGGCUACUGUUCUAUUUUAUUUUGAUACUAAAGACAGGGUGCUUGUGAAAAUGCGUUACUGCGUUUUAUACUCUGAUCACGAUCGGUAGACUGUAGUUGAAUAGUUGUGUUGAUGUGCCUACUGUAGACCAAAAUAGCUUUUCUAAAGAAAUUCAGCAAAACAGGAAAAAAUUUAUCUGACACGUAGUAGCUGGGAUGUAAAACUAUAGCAUGUUAUUACAUGAAUAAGAUUUUAAAUGUUGCAUUGUUCCUCGGCUUUAAAAGUAAUACUCAAUAUCUAUUAGUUUUUUUUCUACAUACUCUCAGCUAAUUGAUUUAGGCCUUUCCAAUACGUAUUUGAUUUGGUUUGAUUCAUCUGUUUGUCUUUGUUUGAGCCGUUCGUCUGCUAUUCCAGUUUUCAGUAGGUGAUUUCUUCCUGCCGUAUUGUUGAUUUCAAAGCUUUUAUUCUCUGAUAAACAAAAUGCACUGGAUUGGUGGAAAACUGAUACUAAACUGAAGUGCCAUGCACGAUUUAUCUAUUUGCCUGACUAAUAUUCAAAAGACACAUGUCUCAAAAUGUUAUUCAAACAUAUAGUGGAAGAUCCAUACCGAAUUUAUACUGUUUUUUUUUCAUACUUUGAGAUGGACCAAGAUGCUAGUUGCUUUUGCACAUAUUUGUUUAUUGGUUUUGCAAUGUGUUGAUGCCAUUGAGUCAAAAACUGCCCAUAACAACCAAUCCAAGUAACGCAAAGAGGCCUAAAUCUGAUUUAAGGGCCUUUUUUUUUAUCCCACAAUACGAUAUUAUUACAUUUUGAUGGCUACCCUAGAGCCUGCUACAGAUACAUUUUUUUCCCAGAGAGCAUUAAACCCAAUAGCCAGCAGACAUUUGAUGAAUAAUUACUGCAAAAACAACAAAAGAGUGUAAUAAUAUUCACAUUAAUUGAGUUGUAUUAACAUCUUGAAGAUGUGGACCAAAUUUCUUAUCAGUUGGUGUCAUACAUGAUAUCGAUUACUACAUGAUAUAUAUUCUGUAAAAUUAAUUGUUCAUAUCAAAGAAGAAUGUUUUGUUGUUAAUAUUACACUUAUUGAUGAGGUAUGGCCUUUUGAAGCUUUUUUCAAGCUGGAUGUUUGAAAUAUGAUGAGUAAUUUCUGUCAUGCUUCUUUAGUGUAGUAGUGUCAUAAAGUCAGUGUCUCCCUUGGACAUUGUAAGAUCCCCCUCAGUGAUAAAUCAGAAAUUCAGUGUGCUCUCGAAGUGUAGAUGUAUGUUACAGAAAGCUUAGGUUUUUAAUCAGACAGUCAAGCUUUUUGAGAGAAAAAAUGCACCUGCAGUGAAAUAUGAGGUGCAUUUAUAUAUACACAUGUAUUUAGUUAAGAAUACUUUGUUAGGUUUUGUUGCCUGCUUUGGCUUGCGAUUUCAUUAUCUUCCUGAUCAAAUACUCCUUAUAUAUUAAAAUAAUGAACUUGGCAGAAGUGGAGCUGUUGUAGUACAGGUAGUUAACAUCACAAUUAAGCAACCCUGACUUAUAUGCUGCAGUAAUGUUUUGUCAGUUUGUUUCUUUUAUGUGUGCUCCAAGUUUAUUUUUAUUUUUAUUACUGUUAUGAAACAACCUUGUUUGAAUUGUAUGACUGCUGUUUUGAAAUAGGUGAUACUUUUUUUUUAAUGUAUGUACAAGGAAGUUUUAUACUUUGACUUGUCAAACACUGGACUGGACUGAGUUUUCCAACAUUUCCAAGUUGAGAGCUAUUAUAUGCGAGACAUGAACCGACUGCACAGAAUAAAGCCUUACCACACCCAUUACCUGACAGAUGGAGCAUGUCCACACUGCUGGAGAAGGAAUAGUGACAACAUUUUUUUAUGGAAAUUGCUAAUUUAUAUUUGCACCAUUUUAAUUAAGUUCAAUAAGGUGCUGAAUAUAUAUGCUAAAUUGUUGCAUUUGUCAGGCUUAUAAAAUCUGUCCGUCAUUAUUAUACAAUAACAAUUUCAAAAUUCUCUGUUCUAACGAAAGACUGUUCUAAUAAGUAUAUGCUAAAAUAUCAAAAGGGAUACCACUUAAUAGCAAUUCAAUAAUCAAACUAAACCACUCAGUAUAUGUUGUCUUAAUGUUAAAGUCUUUUACAGAGUCAACUACCACUUAUCAAACCAGAAAAGAGAUUUGCACUAAACAUAUUUUGGUCUUUGUUGAUGGAAAGCAAUACAACACAGAACAUUUGAGACAUUCUUCAAUCCACAGUAUUUGAAAUAAAAGCGCUGUCUGUGUACAGGUGUAAUGCUGUGUAAAAGGUUAUAUUUUAAAAGUUUUUUUUUAAUUAUUUUUGUUUAAAGGUACAGAAUGGAAACCUGUUGUCUUUGAGACACAUUAUGAACUUGGACACGCACAUAUUGUUGUUUAGAGUUGACAUGUUUGACCAAUCAGAUGUUCUGUUUCCUCUUGUAAUUGUUUUGGACUAAAUGAAAUUGCUCUUACAAGCCCUAAGUGAGGGACAGGAAGGAGUUGAGAGUCACAAGAUGUCCCAUAAACAUGCACUCAUUGUAAAAUGUCCUCAUCAGAAAAAGAUGGUGGUAACGGAACAAACGGUAAUAAAGGUUUAUGUUAUGUAGACAAUAUUUUCUUUCAAAUGAUGCCAACAUAACACAUUAAACUUCCUCCAUGUUAAAACAUUCAAUUUCUUCACUGAUUUACUUAUUUUUUGGUUUUAAAACACUCACAUGUAAAGAUCUGAGGUCAGGUCGGAGUACAUUUUUCUGGGACAUAUUUGAUAACAUUUUUGAAAAUGGAAAAAAAAGACUACAACAUUUCUGUAGAAAAACACUGAUGGAUGGGAAAUGCAUCUUUCCUUGUCAAUUUUAACAUCAGUUUAGUCAUCCAAAGAAUCAAAGUCCACCCAAAUAUAUUGUAAUUCAUAAUUAUCCGUAAGGAAAUAGACAUCAAGAGUAGUGGGGUGAAAUAUUAUUGAAGUCGAAAUGUUCUCUAUUGAUAAUUAUAAACUAUCAAUCAUUUAUGAUAGCAAUCAUGAUAAUUCUAAUUUUUGGUAUCUGGGAAUAGUAGCUUUCCUGUUAUAACCGCUUUGUGGUGUAAUUGAAAGGUGUUGCAGUUUGUCUAAAUAUGAAGCAUAAGUAUGUGCCUUGUAAUCUCCUUGGUGAGCUUGUUAUUAUUGAGAAGCUGAAGCCAGCCAAUAGUGUUUGCACUAAAACCAAAUUGCUUUUGUGAUGUAGGCUAUUUAAGCAAGCUUGUUGCAUCACUUUAAACGUACAGUAUGCAUGAGGGUGAAAUUGGUAAGUUCUAGGGCUAGCGCUCCCAUCUGCUUGAUCUGUUAACUAGUGCAGCUUAGUGAAUACCCCGAAUAUAUAUAUCAGCUUUGUACUGCGUUCAGUUUUUGAUUCCAUCUCAUUCAUUACUCUUCUAAUUUCUCAGACGCAUGUUCCACAUUAAAUAACGUCUGUGGAAUGUCCAUACUCUAAAAGACAAGCAAAUGACAUAACAAAUAAAAUACAGCUCUCCUUUUUAUUUUCAUAUGCCACAGCUGAAGAGCUGCAUUACUGUAGUAAGAGAUAUUCAACCAUUUCUCUCAAUCCAUGGGGAUGCAUGAGUACAAGAGGCUACUUUCGAGACUUGGUCAACUUUAUUUUGAUUGUUUUUUAAAGUUUGUGUUUCUAAGUUAUUUUAGUCAGUUGAAAUCUAAGAGAAAUAAAUACCUACAUGCUUUGAGUCUUACAAAUGCACCUUAUUCAUGUCAGUCUGAGUGGAAAAGGCUGGUUAUGUAAUAUCUCUGAUUUAGCACCUUACUACACAGCAUGUUUUCACUAUAUGCCAGUUUUGCUAUUCUUCCGUGCAUAUGAAAUCCAAAAUAAACCUUAUAUAUUUUGUGAAAAUGUUUAAAGGGAUGUGCCAAAGUUAGGAGGCGAUCUCCCGAGUGUUUAAGCUUAUAAUUUUUUUCUUUCUUCCUCCUUCAGUUAUCACAAUGGUAUGUCAAACCUUUCCUAUCAAUGUGUGAAAGCAAGUUAUUUCAGCAAACAGUAUCAUUACCUGCCAUUUUACAGUAAGCCCUGUAUUUCACGUAUAUUUACCAGUGAUGUGUAUUUGUUAUUAUAAAGAAAAAUAGCCGUAAAGCUUCAUUAUGUUACAUAAUAUUGUGACUUUUUUCGAAAAACUGUGAAGACUUAUCUUGCAUAUACUUUAUACAGAAGUAUUAAGCCUUAAUACAAAAUACUAAAAAAAGUGUGGAAGAAUAAACUGAUUGUUGCUAAGUAAGGAUGAUUUUUUGUAAAUGUUACCAGCACUUUUUUUGUAAUUUUCACUCUCUGAGGUAUUGUACAAGUUCACGCUGUUUGUGAAGUUUGAUUAUGAAGGAAUAAAAAAACUAGUACUUUCUUGUACUUCACAGAAA
Messenger RNA from Salmo salar (Atlantic salmon), 16321 nucleotides. Its product is annotated as zinc finger and BTB domain-containing protein 20. Gene Ontology annotation, molecular function: protein binding; RNA polymerase II cis-regulatory region sequence-specific DNA binding; DNA-binding transcription factor activity, RNA polymerase II-specific. Gene Ontology annotation, biological process: regulation of transcription by RNA polymerase II. Lineage: Eukaryota; Metazoa; Chordata; Actinopteri; Salmoniformes; Salmonidae. The record is from RefSeq and is a predicted model, not a curated record.